Salarias fasciatus (jewelled blenny) is the source of this 871-nucleotide messenger RNA. It is a transcript of the gene cript, whose product is annotated as cysteine-rich PDZ-binding protein. Gene Ontology annotation, molecular function: microtubule binding; PDZ domain binding. Gene Ontology annotation, biological process: cytoplasmic microtubule organization. Lineage: Eukaryota; Metazoa; Chordata; Actinopteri; Blenniiformes; Blenniidae. The record is from RefSeq and is a predicted model, not a curated record. The transcript has 5 exons. Gene Ontology annotation, cellular component: dendrite. Bases 249 to 554 code for a protein of 101 amino acids.
AGGCAGAAAAAUAAUCGAUGUAUUUAUAAUUUAGUAUUUUAUUUUAUACCUUAUUCCAUCUUAAAAGAAAUCUAAAUCAAUAUAUUUUUUAAGAAUCUAAAUUAAAAACAAAAAUGCUAAAACCACGCGCAUGCGCAAAGCAUACAAGCCUUAACCGGAAGUUUACAACUCUCAUCUAGCUUCAAGUAGCUAACAAACAUUCGUGUUAUUUAAGAUUUGAGGCGAUUUUAACGAAGACAGAGUUGAAGAUGGUUUGUGAAAAGUGUGAGAAGAAGCUCGGUAAAGUCAUCACUCCGGAUACUUGGAAGGAUGGAGCACGGAAUACCACAGAGAGCGGUGGACGAAAACUGAACGAAAACAAGAUCUUAACUUCUAAGAAAGCCAGGUUUGACCCUUACAGUAAGACAGGAUUUGCUAUCUGCAGGAUCUGCAAGAGCUCAGUUCAUCAGUCUGGAUCACACUACUGCCAGGGCUGUGCCUACAAGAAAGGAAUUUGUGCGAUGUGCGGAAAGAAAGUUUUGGACACCAAGAACUACAAACAGACGUCCGUGUGACAACGUGGUGUGGAUUGGACAAGUCUCGUACAAGCAGAAAGCACAGACUGAAUGAGAGAGAGAGAGAGAGAGAGAGAGAGAGAGAGAAAGAGAUGUGGAUGUAGUUUUGUCUUCUUCUAAUAAAAUAUCACACAAUGCUCCUGGAAACGACUCCAGUGGCCAUACACCACCAGUUAGCACCUGUUCCUCAAGCCAAGGCUUUCUAACCUUCAGUGAGCUGUAAAUGCAAUACCUUGACCUUUUUUUUUUGCUUUGUAAACCUUUGAUUUCUGUAUGUUUGAUUUUUGGUUGAAUUAAAAGCUUCCAAUAUGAAGAGA